AUGUUUUUAGGUCUUUUUUCCGAAAUCAAUUUCCUUUAUUUAUUUCUUAAUAAAAACUCGAAAGGGUGGAAGUCUUUUAUUCUCUUAUGGACUCUCUUUUUUUUCCUCCUGACCCCCGGCCCAAACGACAUUCCGUUGAAUUUGGUUCAUUUCUUGGUAUUCCCUAUGCAGGGGAGUCUGGUAUUAUACUUCUUAUUUAUAGCUGAGAGUUUAAAGGAGCACUUAUUUUGUCUAUUUUCUUAUCUAGUCUGUGGCACUUUUUUUUAUUUUAUUGUAAAUUACCAAAUGAGACCAUAUGGUCUUGUUGCUUAG
Glycine soja is the source of this 312-nucleotide messenger RNA. NCBI's taxonomy places the organism in Eukaryota, Viridiplantae, Streptophyta, Magnoliopsida, Fabales, Fabaceae. The record is from the annotation of a RefSeq genome assembly.